Molecule: messenger RNA, 1989 nt
Organism: Toxoplasma gondii ME49
Lineage: Eukaryota; Apicomplexa; Conoidasida; Eucoccidiorida; Sarcocystidae
Product: ATPase, putative
Exons: 21
Coding region: 1-1971 (656 amino acids)
Source: RefSeq, a predicted model, not a curated record
AUGUCGGGUCGUGGUGCGUACUAUAAGGCGCUGUACGGAGGUGGGCGGAGCAAGCGGCGGCAGAAUGGCGACUCUUUUGGAGGAGGUCACCCUGCGUUUACAGAGGAAGCAGACAUUUUCCCAUCUGGCGGGCCUCCCAGUCGACCUCGAGCAGGAGUCUCUAGUCUGCGCUCCGAACUUCAGCGUCUUGAAGGCAGGCCGUAUCCUGCAUACAAGGACUUGAUUGGCGAAUGGCAAAUGGAGGAGUUCCAAAUUUUCAUUGACAAGGUGCAGUCUGACCCCUUCGCUCCGCCGAGCAGAUUUCGGCUGCGACUGCCCCAACACCAUGCGCAGUUCCCCAAGCACAUGUUCGAGACCGAGAUCAGGAACAUCGCGCUGUGCGACUUCCUUACAAGAGCGUUUCACCACGCCAUUCAGAGGUCAGGCAUCGACCAGGCGGCCGAAGGAGGAGGCUGGCAUGGCAGCAAGGGUGGAGACAUUCGGAUUGACCAACCUAGCCAGCAUGUUCUGCGCCGGACCUCGAUGAUUGUAACAACGGACGCCGUAGAGGCCCGGUGUCAUGUUUCGCUACCGGCUCGAGGUCGGUCAAUUGAAGGGCGCCGGGCAGCACAGCUUUUGUGUGAGCGUCUUCCAGCCGUUGCUCGAGCUGCCAUGUACUUCUCCAGACAGAAGCUGACGGACCUCGAAGCUCACAUACAAAGUGUUGAAGAUCAAGAAUAUCUACGAGGAUCGCUGGCCAAGCAUGGCCUGGUUGCCUUCGUAAUCAAUGGAGCAUGCCUACCUCGUCGGUCUGGUGUCGACGACCGCCCUCUUACCUCUCAGCAGGACGAUCACCUCGUCUUGUUUCAGUCACCGCCGUCCUUAGAAGUGCGGAUAGGUCUCCCCAACCGUGGUGAAGUUAAGGGAAUGGGCAUACCAGCAGGCAUCACGCUAAUUGUUGGAGGUGGUUUCCAUGGAAAAUCAACCCUCCUGGAAGCCUUACAGUGGGGCGUGUACAACAAGAUUCCUGGAGACGGACGUGAGUUCGUUGUCACUGAUCCAGGCGCCGUCAAGAUACGCGCAGAAGACGGGCGCGCAGUCACGUCAGUAGACAUAAGUCCAUUCAUCAACAAUCUUCCUUUCGGCAAAUCUACGGGCAACUUUUCGUCGGCUGACGCUUCCGGCAGCACCUCUCAGGCCGCCAACAUAAUGGAAGCUUUGGAGCUAGGGGCCACGACGCUACUUGUGGACGAAGAUACGUGUGCCACAAACUUCAUGAUUCGAGACACACGGAUGCAAGCGCUCGUCUCCAAGGAGAAGGAACCAAUUACGCCUUUUAUUUUCAAAAUUCGACCAUUGGUCAAUCAGUAUAGAAUUUCGACAAUAAUGGUUGUUGGCGGAAGUGGUGAUUUCUUCGAAGUGGCCGACCACGUUAUCAUGAUGGACAACUAUCAAGCGUACUGCGUCACGGAAAAGGCAAAGGAAAUAGCGGCGAGUCAUACGACGGCAGUGGAAACACAAACGGCUCCAAACACGACGAAAACCCCUGGAGACACAAUUUCGGAUCGCUUUGGCGUUUUUCGACAUCGGGUUCUCGAACCAGGGUGUUUGAAUCAGAAGGGGAAAGUCAAGGCUACGGCGCGACGUGCUAUAAGUUAUGGUAGCACAGAUAUUGACCUAACCUGCAUCGAACAACUGGCGGAAGCUUCACAAACCCGGGCAAUAGCCCGGUGCCUUCAGCGCCUUGGAGAGAAAGUGGAUGACAAUAUCGUGAACGGCGAGAGGACGCUAAAAGAAAUACUGGAAUCAAUGUCUAACAUCAUGUCCAGCAUCAAACAACCGGGAAUUGGUUUGAACGGUCUUGACGCAUUGGCGGAUCCUUGGUCACCAUUGGGAGACCUUUCUCUUCCUCGUCAACUCGAGAUUGGCUUUUCAAUAAACCGGCUAAGAACGUUGCGAAUCAGGAAGAUGAAAAUCAAUCCGAGUUCGUGAUCGCCAUCCCUCGCCCCU